Messenger RNA from Aspergillus nomiae NRRL 13137, 1671 nucleotides. Its product is annotated as Zn(II)2Cys6 transcription factor domain-containing protein. The record is from RefSeq and is a predicted model, not a curated record. Lineage: Eukaryota; Fungi; Ascomycota; Eurotiomycetes; Eurotiales; Aspergillaceae. Bases 1 to 1671 code for a protein of 556 amino acids. Gene Ontology annotation, biological process: regulation of DNA-templated transcription. Gene Ontology annotation, molecular function: DNA-binding transcription factor activity, RNA polymerase II-specific; zinc ion binding. The transcript has a single exon.
AUGGUGAACCGAGGACGCUCCAAAGGCUGUGUGACGUGCAAACAACGACGUGUCAAAUGCGACGAGGCGAAACCUGAAUGCUGGCAUUGCCGGCGCCUUGGACUCCACUGCGAAGGCUACCAAACGAAGUAUACCAACCUAAAGUUCAGAGACCAGACCCACAAGUUCUUCACUUCAGCUGAUCAGGACCGGGCUUGUGUGCCUAGCCCACAACCACUGGCCGAGCCCGAUACCUCCGUGCCCUUCUUCCUCAAGUAUUACGUCGGCAUGGGCCGCAAUCUGGAAUCUGCGCGGGGACUCUUCGAGAUACUGAUUCCCGUCUACUGCUCCGAGCGGCAGGGCUCGCCGCUCUCGCUUGCCAUAUCCGCGGUCGCUUCAGGGAUACUAUCUCUGUGGAGGCGUAGCGUUAGGGGCUUCCAAUUGUCACGGAAGGCUUACACCGAGGCCAUCGCGUGUAUGCGCAAUGCAGUAAACGACCGCGUACAGCGGAGGAAUCCAGCAACCGUGCUGGCGGCGCUGGUGCUGCAGCAUUACGAGAGCGUUGCCGCUGUAUACGACCUUCGCUCUCCCUCGCGGGUCCACCACAACGGCGCAGUGUCUUUGCUCCAGUUUGCGGAAGCGGACCGUAUGAAUGGGACGAACGGCGCAUACAUUCGGAGAUUCAUGCUUCAUACCGAGGUUUCGUCGGCGAUGCGCCAGAAAAGGCCCGUGCAGAGCAUCGCAUACUCGUGGGUUGGAGGCAAACGCUUGAUGGCUGCGCCCGAGAACCCAAGCUCAGUCCUUGAUGUUAUUGGAGUAUCUGUCGCCGAAUUUCAGGCCAAUUAUAUACGCCUAGUCAAUCAAGAUGGCACCAUGCUUUUGUCAUGGCAAGUUCUAGAAGAUUGGAGAGCAGAGGCGAAGCGCAUCGACAGAGAGCUUCUUGAUUGGGCACAAAACGUGCCGGACCAUUGGCAGCCGCGAAAUCUCACACCUGGUCAAGAUAUCGAUGAAUCUAUUCCUACCUACCGGUCUGUCUGUGAGGUCUACCCUUCUUGCCAGAUUGCCAACAUUUGGAAUCUAUGGCGUUUCCAACGCCUCUUACUCCUCAAGAUUACUGUCGACUGCCUCCAGAAGACCAUACACAUGUUUCAAGUUGAGCUUACAAAAGAGCAAGCCUCAGCUGUAGUUGACAACAUAUGCGAGUGCCAAGAGACUCUCCAAAGGCUGGUGGAUUCUGUGUGCUACAGCGUCCCCUUUUUCCUUGGCAAUCGAACCAGACAGUCAACCAUCACAGACUUUACCGACUCGGAGAUUUUGAUCCCAAGUUAUCCCUUACAAGCACCGGAGGGUAAAAAGAGCUUGAAUACGAAGGACCACGAUGCCGGAAGAUGCAGAGACGACCACAGGUACCCUAUUAUCGCCCAAGGUCCUUGGCACAUAAUGAGUCCGCUGAGCCACUUAUUGACCCUCUUCUCGGAAGGCAACGGCCAGUUACUAGCAAGCUUUCUCAGGCCUGGGCAGCAGGCGUGGAUACGAGCACAAUUUCAGCGUGUAACCACCUUGCUUCAUCUCUCGCCAAAAGACCAUGGCGAGGACCAGCAGGCCUUGUUCGACGCAUCGGCUGGAAAUAUCAACACCGACAAUCUUGCGAGAGGGGUUCGGAAAGGCUUAAUAUUUAUGAGUGGCCCCUAA